AUGGCCCGGCCGGCGCUGCUGGCGCCCGGUGGCUUCCCGGCGCGUGCUGUGGUCUGGGAAUGGCUCAACGAGCAUGGGCGCUGGCGGCCCUACUCGGCUGCCGUGUGUCACCACCUGGAGAAGGCACUGCAGGAGGACGCGCGGGGCCGCGUGCCGCUGGGCCCGGCCGAUGGGCAGCUCGCGCCCUACGUCAUCGACCUGCAGGCCAUGCACCAGCUGCGCCAGGACACAGGCACUGUGCGCCCCGUGCGCCGCAACUUCUACGACCCGUCGUCGGCGCCAGGCCGGGGCAUCGUGUGGGAGUGGGAGAACGACGGCAGCUCAUGGACGCCCUACGACAUGGAGCUGUGCAUCACCAUCCAGAACGCGUACGAGAAGCAGCACCCGUGGCUCGACCUGUCCUCGCUCGGCUUCGCCUACCUCAUCUCCUUCAGCAGCAUGGCCCAGACCAACCGGGAUGGGAUGUGGGAUGGCAGCCUGCAGUGCCCCACAUGCAAGGCAAUCUACGGGGAGAAGACGGGCACGCAGCCCCCGGGGAAGAUGGAGUUUCACCUCAUCCCCCACUCGCUGCCGGGCCACAGUGACUCCAAGACCAUCCGCAUCAUCUACGACAUCCCCACGGGCAUCCAGGGCCCCGAGCACCCCAAUCCCGGCAAGCGGUUCACGGCGCGCGGCUUCCCGCGGCACUGCUACCUGCCCGACACUGAGAAGGGCCGCAAGGUGCUCAAGCUGCUGCUGGUGGCCUGGGAGCGGCGGCUCAUCUUCACCGUGGGCACCUCGAGCACCACGGGCGAGUCGGACACCGUGGUGUGGAAUGAGAUCCACCACAAGACUGAGUUUGGCUCCAACCUCACGGGCCACGGCUACCCUGACCCCAACUACCUGGACAACGUGCUGGCCGAGCUGCGCGCCCAGGGCGUCUCCGAGGCCAACAUCAAGGACUGA
Molecule: messenger RNA, 945 nt
Organism: Tinamus guttatus (white-throated tinamou)
Lineage: Eukaryota; Metazoa; Chordata; Aves; Tinamiformes; Tinamidae
Source: RefSeq, a predicted model, not a curated record